AUGAGUGAAGACGAGUUCGUCGUGCUGCUGGAGCACGCCGGGAUCCUCGAGACGUCGGACGAGAACGAUAUGGAGUUCAUGGAGGAGACGGUCCUGCGGGAGUGGCUGGAGCGGGACGGCGUGCAGCUCUUCACGACGCAAAUGACGACCGUCAAACGCGAACAGAGCGACGCUGACCUCGUGGUGGACGGCACGGCGUCGACUGCAGCUCCGACGGCGACGGCGACGGCAGCGACGCUCGUGGGGGAAGCGAGGACGCGGAUGGCUGGCCACAUUCUGGCGAGACUGUUGGAAAGGGGAUGGAUCACGGCGAUUGAAUUCGAUUAUGACGAGGACGACGACGACGAGGAGGACGACGAGGAGGAGUGGAAGCCUAAAUUGUUCACGCCACGAUUACGGACGAACGAAGCGUACAAGAUUUACAUUGAGAAGGAUAUGAUGGCGACGCAGCUAGCUACACGAAGACUGCAGCUGCGUGCUCAUGACCUCCACGAUGCGGGCGUGUCGGCUCAUCAAGAAGAAGGCGAAAUGCAAGCGUCGAUACCUCUGACGGUGGCGGACAACGAUCAAAAGACUCGACUGCGGGAGAAGAUGUGGCAAGACUGCUUCCCGACGUGCUCCGACAGCGCCAAGCAGACGUUCUUGUCGUUCACUCGGCCAGAGAUUAUCUUAUAUGCCACCUUGGGGCUCAAUCUGAUCAGCAACGGGAUCAGCAGUGUGCCUGCGUUCUCGCGCGAGUUGAAGAGUAUGGGUGUAAGCAGUGCGGACGAUCGGUCUAUCAUCGUGGGGUUCCUGGCCAAAGCAUUCCCGACCGAGUAG
This is a messenger RNA of Peronospora matthiolae, 819 nucleotides long. Lineage: Eukaryota; Oomycota; Peronosporomycetes; Peronosporales; Peronosporaceae. The record is from the annotation of a GenBank genome assembly.